AUGUGGCUGCAUACUGUUAAAGAGACACUACACACCACAGAUGAAGAGGUGGGAGCCUUCACCAAACUGAUUGAGGCCAUAGGCUUCACCGGACCCCUCAAAUACAACAAAUGGAAAAUUAAGAUAGCUGCCUUGCGCAUGUAUACAUGCUGUGUAGAAAGAAUCAACUAUGACCAAUUUUUUGAAAAGUGCUCUCUCCCUGACACGCUUAACUCCUGGUUCUUGGUGGCACAGCUCCACGUUUGGAUGUGUCUGGUCCGGAUGCGGCAGGAAGGCAGAGCUGGGAAGUACAUGUGCCGUUACAUCGUCCACUCCAUGUGGGAGGACGUGGAGCAGAGGAGCAAGAUUAUGGGAGGAAUACUGUCAGACGAUUGCGUUCUUGCGGCGGCGCUCUGGAGAAACGUGUUCAACAGACAGUGUGAAGACCCCAGACAGCUCGAGCUGAUGGUCGAAUACAUCCGCAAACAGGUCAGUGUGUGUGUGGAUGGUCAGAAGCCAGUUCUCUACUCCUGUGCAAACAGAAAGGUGUGUGUAUAUACUGUACAACUCGACCUCCUCACACACAUAAACACAAUGGAGUGCUGUACAUCACCCACUCCGUCACUCAGAUCCACUGGCACUGUGUUUAACAAGCAAACACACCCAUCUCCAUCCCAUAAUGUCACAUUCACUGGGUUCAGCAUUUACUUUGUGUUGGUGCAGAGCUUUCCCUUCCCUUACACCCCUACACGAGCCCCGCUUCAGACGCAAUCAUAUGAAUGCUAG
Messenger RNA from Carassius gibelio (silver crucian carp), 765 nucleotides. Its product is annotated as ubiquinol-cytochrome-c reductase complex assembly factor 1-like. The record is from RefSeq and is a predicted model, not a curated record. Bases 1 to 765 code for a protein of 254 amino acids. The transcript has 6 exons. Lineage: Eukaryota; Metazoa; Chordata; Actinopteri; Cypriniformes; Cyprinidae. Gene Ontology annotation, cellular component: mitochondrion. Gene Ontology annotation, biological process: mitochondrial respiratory chain complex III assembly.